AUUUUUUAACUUCCGGUAGUACGGACAUCCGAGAAGGAAGAAUGACCUGUGAAAAGUUGCCUUUAGCUUGGAUCACGUUUGAUAUGAUGGAGAACAUUGUUUAAAGACUUUUUUCUCGCCACUGUUUAUUCAUACAUGCAGUCAUGAUUCUGAGGAAACCAGUAACACAUUUAUUCCGACAGGAUCCAUCUUUCUCAAGACACCUGGCAUUAGCCUUUACAAAUCGUAGUUGGCACUUGAACAGUCAGACUAAAAUUUCAGACAAUAGAUUAUACAAAAGACAAUCCAAGUUUAUCUGCUUGAACCAAGAUUUUUUACCUCAGUCUAAAAAGCUGUGCAGUGUACACCAGACGGACAAAGUCAACAUGAAUUGUGGGAGCAAAAUCUUGCCAACAGACAAUGUUUACUGGAGACAUGCGCAUAGCUUUCACUCAGUGACAGUAUCUUCCAAUGUACUAGGGGAAAAUGUGUCAGCAUCAAACACUCAGUGUUUAAAGAAUGGUAGCUUUGUUCCAAGAAGAAACGCAAGUUUUUCUCCCCAAGGAAUACUAGAGGCAUCCCCACCAGCUUUACAACCUUAUAUGCGAUUAAUAAGAUUUGACAAACCUAUUGGUACGUGGUUACUGUAUUGGCCCUGCACCUGGAGUAUUGCCCUGGCAUCCGCCCCUGGAACUCUGCCAAGCCUGUGGCUGCUGGCUCUGUUUGGGGCUGGCGCCUUCUUCAUGAGGGGGGCAGGGUGCAUCAUCAACGACAUGUGGGAUAAGGACAUUGACAGGAAAGUAGAGAGGACAAAGCUACGCCCCAUGGCCAGCGGCGAGCUGUCCCAGUUUCAGGGACUGGUGUGUUUGGCGGGGAUGUUGUCCGUGUCUCUUGGUAUUCUUGUGCAGCUCAACUGGUACAGUGUGGUUCUGGGUGCUGCAUCAAUGGGGCUAGUGAUCACCUAUCCCCUCGCCAAAAGGAUCACAUUCUGGCCCCAGGCAUUCUUAGGAGUCACUCUGAACUGGGGCGUUCUGCUCGCCUGGUCUGGUAUUCACGGCUGCCUACAGACACCGGUUAUUCCCCUUUACUUGGCCUGUGUUCUGUAUACUAUUUUCUAUGAUACCGUUUACUCCCAUCAGGACAAGUAUGAUGACAUGCUAAUUGGGGUGAAGUCCACUGCCCUGAAGUUUGGGGAUAACACCAAAGUCUGGCUGACUGGGUUUGGGACUGCCAUGGUGUCCCUCCUUGUUCUGACGGGGAAAAUGUGUGACCAGACCUGGCCAUACUACACAACUGUGUCACUGACCGCCGCCCACAUAGCUCACCAGUUGUAUACGGUAGACCUUAACAACCCCGAUGACUGUGCCAGCAAGUUCCGCUCCAACACCCAGCUUGGCUUUGUCAUGUUCAUGGGAAUUGUUUUAGGAAAUCUCUUGAAAAAGGAGGAAAAAAGUUCCGACAAAUCAGUGGAACAGGAAAAAACUGUUACCCAUUGAUAAACUUUCUCAAAGAAAUUUUAAUAGAUUUAACAUUUUUGCAGCUUUUUUCUUGUUAAAGCAUGUAAAAUAUGUACCAAGUACAUUGUAUAAUAUUUUAUGAGCAAAGCUGCAUUGAAAUUAAGAUUAGUUAAAUCUAAUAAGUUUUUUUUUUUUUUUUUUUUUUAAAUCUUUGUAUGUUUUAUACUUUUAUCCCUCCUGUAUUUGAAUAUGCUUGUCUAACAGGCUUGUAAAAUCCUUAAUUAAUUGUUAUUAUGCUCUCUUCAUAUGAGAUCUAUGUAUUUCCAGAAUAUAUAACUCAGGAAAUAAAAAGACUUAAAUAAAUG
Molecule: messenger RNA, 1801 nt
Organism: Magallana angulata
Lineage: Eukaryota; Metazoa; Mollusca; Bivalvia; Ostreida; Ostreidae
Product: 4-hydroxybenzoate polyprenyltransferase, mitochondrial-like
Exons: 7
Coding region: 144-1475 (443 amino acids)
Biological process (GO): ubiquinone biosynthetic process
Cellular component (GO): mitochondrial inner membrane
Source: RefSeq, a predicted model, not a curated record